Hibiscus syriacus is the source of this 993-nucleotide messenger RNA. Its product is annotated as transcription factor MYB106-like. The transcript is spliced from 3 exons. Lineage: Eukaryota; Viridiplantae; Streptophyta; Magnoliopsida; Malvales; Malvaceae. The record is from RefSeq and is a predicted model, not a curated record. The coding region runs from base 1 to 993 and encodes 330 amino acids.
AUGAAGCAGAAGAUGGGGUUGAAGAAAGGGCCUUGGACUCCAGAAGAAGACCAAAAACUCUUGUCAUGCAUUCGACAGCACGGCGAUGGAAGCUGGCGUUCCUUGCCUGCAAAAGCCGGGCUUCAAAGAUGUGGAAAAAGUUGCAGACUUAGGUGGAUUAACUACUUGAGACCAGAUAUCAAAAGAGGAAAGUUCAGUUUACAGGAAGAGCAAACCAUCAUUCAACUUCAUGCCCUUCUUGGAAACAGGUGGUCGGUUAUCGCGUCUCAUUUGCCUAAAAGAACCGACAACGAGAUCAAGAACUACUGGAAUACACGGUUGAAGAAGAGAUUGUCGAGCAUGGGGAUCGAUCCCUUGACUCACAAGCCGAAAACCGAUAGUUCGAGCAGUGGUAACCCCAAGGAUGCCUCUAAUCUUAUCCACAUGACUCAAUGGGAACGUACUCGGUUAGAAGCUGAAGCUAGAUUAGUACGAGAGUCAAGACGACGGCUCGUCAUCUCGACUUCCUCGGCUCCUCCACCACCACCACCACCGGUGAAUAAUGAAAAUUUUUGUCAUGUAACUAAGCCACCGUGUCUCGACGUGCUCAAAGCUUGGCAACGCGUAGUCAGUGGUUUGUUCACUUUCAACACAACCGAAUACAACAACGACCUCCAAUCUCCGACCUCGACGUUGAACUUCGUCGAGAACAUAUUGCCGGUCUCGUGCGUCGGAUUCAAAAAUGACGGGUUUGUUGGUAACACAAAUGAUGGGAAAUGUGUGGAUUCAACGACGGAUUUGAACGUAGCGUUGGGCUGCUCCCCUGAAAAUGCAUGGUGGCCGGAUAUCGCCGUGGAAUUGGAAGGGUAUUCGGUGGAUACGACAACUGUCUGUAAUGCCGAGAACUUUGAUGUGGGGACAGAUUAUGCUACUGAUUUCGAAGAAAACAAUAAUUACUGGAACAGCAUGCUUGAUUUGGCGAAUGUUUCACCAUCUGGAUCAUUUUUUAUAUGA